Molecule: messenger RNA, 4133 nt
Organism: Polypterus senegalus (gray bichir)
Lineage: Eukaryota; Metazoa; Chordata; Cladistia; Polypteriformes; Polypteridae
Gene: ppm1f
Product: protein phosphatase, Mg2+/Mn2+ dependent, 1F
Exons: 8
Coding region: 248-1561 (437 amino acids)
Biological process (GO): protein dephosphorylation; negative regulation of protein kinase activity
Cellular component (GO): cytosol
Molecular function (GO): cation binding; protein serine/threonine phosphatase activity
Source: RefSeq, a predicted model, not a curated record
GUUGGGCGGCGCAUGCGAGAUAGAGUUGGGUCGGACUGCGCAUGUGUGACCUGCUAGACUACGCGCACGGUGUCCAGAGGUAGAGGCUGAGGGGAGCUUCGCGAUAGUCGUGCACACUUUCUACUUUGGUAUUUGUGGAUAUACGGGCGACCCUGCAGACGGCGGAACGAAAUAGCCGUGGCGUGGCGUGCAGGAGCCGCCGGUUUCAGAUACUUGAUACCAGCGUGAAAGACGUAAUGAGCCAACCAUGACAGCGCCCGACAGGAAGGAAGAUGCAAGCCUGAGCGCAACUAACGAGGAGGCUAUAAAGUUCAUGGAUUCCUUUUUGAAGGAGUUCCCCAUCCCUCUGGGUCCUGAAGCCCCUCUUCCUGUGAAGCCUCUAAACAACACUGUGAGUCGGGAGGAGGUUCACGGUGAAAGUCUGGAGCUCGCUUUGCGGCUGCUGCAGGACAGAAAUUUACCCCAUCGCCUCUCUGCUGCCCUGUGUCAUGAAGCUGCAGCUGCACUCCUGCAGUCAGAUCUUAGAAGUUUUCAAAACCAACAGGAAUCUCAGGAAGAGGAGACCUUGCUGGACUCUGUACCACUUCUGUGCUCCCUAAUAAACACGCUGAGGGAUGUUUGCUGUGUGUGGCAGAAGCAUCCUCCAUACUUUGAAACUGAAACUCGGGUCCUACAGACCUCAGUGCAUGCAAUCAAGAACACUCGCAGGAAAAUGGAGGAUAGGCAUGUCAUUGUGACAGAGUUCAACCAGUUAUUUGGAAUUCAGGAUCAGAUUAAUCGAAGUUACUUUGCUGUCUUUGAUGGACAUGGAGGACUUGAUGCUGCAACAUAUGCUGCAACUCAUAUUCAUGUGAAAGUUGCAGAGAGUGAGCUACUACAGAGUAAAGCUGGUGAGGCACUACAAAUUGCUUUCAAGAAGACUGAUGAAAUGUUCCUAUUAAAAGCAAAAAGACAGAGACUGCGCAGCGGAGCUACAGGUGUCGCAGCACUGAUCUGUGAUGACAUGUUGCACGUUGCUUGGCUGGGAGACUCUCAGGUGGUUCUAGUGAGAAAGGGCCAGGUUGUUACACUAAUGGACCCCCAUAAACCUGAGCGAGAGGAUGAGAGAGAGAGGAUUGAAGCUCUGGGUGGGUGUGUUGCAUUUAUGGGAUGCUGGAGAGUGAAUGGCACAAUUGCAGUCUCCAGGGCUAUUGGUGACAUUGACCAGAAGCCAUAUAUAUCGGGGGAUGCUGACAGAGCUUCCUUCCAACUCACUGGCACGGAGGACUACCUUCUUCUGGCCUGUGAUGGCUUCUUUGACACCGUGAAACCAUAUGAUAUUGUUUCAGUGGUUCUGGAUUAUCUCCGGGAGAAUCAGGGAGAUGGAAGCAAAGUAGCAGAGAAACUUGUUACAGAAGCCAAAGUGAAUGGUUCCAGCGAUAACAUCACUGUCCUUGUGGUUUUUCUCAAGGAUCCCAAAGUAAUACUGCAGGAAGCUGGGGAGCUUGAGGAAUCAAGCUCUGCACCUUUCAUUUUUUUCCGUGAUGUUGCAGAGAACCAAAAUAAUACUUUGUCAGCCUGAAAUGUACUGAACAAUAUUCCAGCAAAUGAGAUGGUGCAGCCAAAAGUUGACUUGUGAUUUCAUUGAGUCACAUGCAGCCAAAGCCAAAAUGACAUACUGGACUGAAGAUCUUUCUGUCUUUAUUCCUGUUGGAUAAUGGCUACACUCAAUGCCACCUUUAAAUGUUGCUUUGUGGAAUUCCAUGUUUCAAAGUAUUAUGUUGCUGUUGACUUCUGAUGUUUGUGUUUUACUGUCAAUGGGAUCAAUCCCAUUUGUCGAUUUUAAAAUUUGUUGUCUGUUACGUAGUGUACUGUUUAAUGAAACAUUUAAGAUGUUUUCCAAAAACAACCCAUUAAGGGGAUAUGAGAUAGUCUUUUUAAAAUAUCAACUGCCAUAUUGUUAAAUACUGUAAAAUAUGCAUUACCUUUGUACAUGCCAGUAUUCAAAACUGCACAUAGCAACACUUCUGUCACUUUGGUUCUUGGGGACUUCUAAAAACUAAGUGGUGGUGAGGAAAACAGUAUUAUAGAAUUUGCCAGUCUGAAGAUCUCCUAAGGCAGUAUUGACAGCCAAGUGCCUUUUGCACAUUACAUUUUCAUUUUACAGCCAUUGAUUCUCCAUCUGAUAGGUUUAUUACAGAGUUAAUCCUAUGGAUAUCACAACUAAAAGAAACCUGUGCAUAGGACUUGUAGGUAGCAAGUGCAGACUAAGCUGCUGUUGUUUAUUUUAUAACUUAUUCUAAGAUAUCUACAGUACAUGGAUCUCUCUCUGUCUAGUCUCUUUUAAGAAGGAUUAGCACCCCUUUCAUUUACAAGUGUUAAACUUUACAAUGGCUUGCCUUCCUUCUGACAGUAGUUCUCCUGUCUCAUUGUAGAUAUUGCCCUCCCACAUAAUAUUUAUAUUUCUAGGAUUAAACCAUCCACAGUAUUUUAACAGGAAAAAGCAGUGGGUGGUGUCUGAGGUUCAAAGCACAUGGUUUCUUACUGUCAUUUUUCCACAGAUAAUUGCCAAGAAUCAUUGUAACUGUUGUCAGCCCAGUACACAACAAAUAUUCUGUCAUUGUAACAGUUAAGGGUCUUUACAGUUUAUCCUACACCAAUAUUUUUAUAACUAUUUAAAAUCAAAUUAAAAAUCUAAAUACUGUAUAUUUUAUUAUACUGUAAAGAAAUGUACAACAGUGUUGCUUAGUCCUUCAUUUGUCUGUCAUUAGUCUUUGUUUCAGACUAUUUCAUGUACCUACCUCUUUCUACUGAGUGCUAAUAGCCUUAUUGGACUCCGCUAUUUUAUCUUUCAUAUAUUAGGAGCUUUAUUCCUUCUGAGUAAGAUUACCCACCAGUAUUUUCUUAUGGUAUUAAAAGAGGAAACUUGCCAUAUCAUGCUACAUAAAACAUGACAAAAAUGAACUAAGUAAAUUAUCUCACCCUUUAUGAGUGAUAGUUAAGCAUAUUUAAAAUAAAUAGCAAAUACUAACUGUGCUUUUGGUUGUUUAAUAAUGUUAAUAGAAGGGUCAUAUAGCAGGACUGCAAUAACUUGUCAGUGUUUGCAGCAGAAAUAGACAAUAAUGGAUUUUUUCACUUUUAAUUUUUCUAAGGAAAGUAAAAUGCAAAUGUUACUUAACAAAACCAGUAUGAAGCUAACUGUUUAGUCACUAGUGAUUAACACAUAAUAAACAAGCCUCACUUCAGUGUCUCUUUAGUUGGAACAGACAGGUUGUCUGAAAAGAUGUUUAAUAUUGCUAGUGCUUCUUACUUCAUUUAGAGUUCAUGGUAGACAAGUGAGGUUCCACUUCUGGGCCUUGCCCAUUCUGGAAAGAUGUCACAGUGCUACACUCUAGUGAAAUCAAGUUCUGACUAUACGACUGCAGUUCAGUUUUUCUGUGCUCUCCAUUUAAAGACUGAUGCAAGAAUUUUUUUGUAUUUACAUUCAAUAUGCAAACAUGAAUGUAUCUAAAACCCUGUUCAGCAAAGGCAGCUAAAUGCAGAUGUAUGAAAGUUAAUUCAAUAUAGACUUGAUCUGGGCAUUGAUAAAAGAUCGUCUGUUAUUUAACAUUUGCAAAGCCUUUGUUUUAUAUGGAAUAUACAAAUGUUAAACUGGAUAUUUUAGUUUCUCAAUGGUUACAGUUUAAUUUUCAAAAUAUAUUUAUAAAAUAUGCUGUUCAUUUUUCUAUUUUACCAAGGUGAAUAUUUGAAUUUUGUCUUAAUUUUUUUGUGUGUUUUUACAAUAUCAAGUGUGCACAUCAUAGUAUCUUAAGCCAGGUCAUUAACAAGUGCCUUAUUGUUGUCCAAAAUAGUUUUAGGAGGAUAAGUGAGACUUUGCAUCAAGAUUUUUAGGAAAUUUACAACUCUCUCUUGAUUUAUUUUGUUCAGGCCACCUUGUCUGAACAGUUUCAAGUAUCAGUUGAGCUGGGGAAAAGUUCAGUAUUCAUAUUAGAGCACUGGAAUGCUACAGGGACUUACUGGCAUUUUUUUUUUAAACCUGUGGACAUCAUUUGUGUGUUUUGCAAAAUUGCUGUGUAUUUUCUGUAACAAGGAUUAUGCAAAAUAAAUUGUUAAAUAUUACAAAAUGGUUGCAUUUUAACCAUACAUUUGGAAAA